Apis cerana (Asiatic honeybee) is the source of this 1134-nucleotide messenger RNA. RefSeq names its product alpha-tocopherol transfer protein-like. Gene Ontology annotation, cellular component: membrane. Gene Ontology annotation, molecular function: phosphatidylinositol bisphosphate binding. The record is from RefSeq and is a predicted model, not a curated record. NCBI's taxonomy places the organism in Eukaryota, Metazoa, Arthropoda, Insecta, Hymenoptera, Apidae.
AUGACGUUAUUACCACCAACGGCACAACAGCAAAAACGGAUAAACGAGGAGGUUUCGACAGAUCCAGAAACGAGGAAACGCGAUGUGGCUGCUAUACGCGAUUGGCUCUCGAAACAACCUCAUCUGCCUAAUCAUAUGGAUGAUACAAGGCUCGAGAGAUUUCUGUUUGGCUGCAAAAAUAGCAUAGAAAGAUGCAAAUUGAUUUUGGAACGAUAUUUCAGCGUACGUACCGCAAUUCCAGAAUUUUUCGCCGUUCGAGAUCCACUUGCACGAGAAAUUCAAGAAUGUUGCGAAGCGAUCCAAUAUUUCGUUUUACCAUCAUUAACCGACGAAGGAUACCGGGUGACUAUUUUACGAUUAAAGGACAGUGCGAUAGAUAAAUUUUCUAUUCAGACCAUCUCUAGAAGAAUUCUUAUGGUCUUGGAUACUCGUCUGAUAGAAGAACAAUGUCUAUCAAAUAUUAUGGUGAUCGAUCUUGAGGGAUUUGGUGUGGUUCAUUUUACGAAAUGCAGUCCAACUCAGAGCAUUGUUCGUAAGGCAAUGUUGGCAAUGCAAGAUAGCAUGCCAUUACGACUUCAUAGAGUUCACUUUCUUCACGCUCCUGCAUUCAUAGAAAAUAUUUUAAAUAUAUUUUAUCCUUUAUUGAAAGUUCGACUUGUUCAAAAAUUUCGUAUUCACACUGGUGGUGGUGAGGAAUUGCAUUCUUAUAUGAACAAAAAUAUACUUCCAAAUGAAUGGGGUGGGAAAGCAGGCACCUUGGAUGAGUUGAAUGGUUUGUUAAAAUUUUUAAUUGUUCACAUGAUUGGAUAUUUUAGAAAAUUAUUUUUAUCUUUCUCUUCUUUUACUCAAAUAAUAUUUUUAGAUGCGUGGAAAAAGAAAAUUGAGAAAAACAGGGACUGGUUUUUGCGAGAGGAAAAGCUCAGUCGAACAAACGAAAAUGCUAGACUUCCAGAAUCAAAAACGAGAAUUUUAAAAGAAUUGGAAGGAUUACAGGGUUCUUUUAGACAAUUAAAUAUUGAUUAAAAUUUCUUGAAUAUAUUUUCUAUAAAUUCAUUUUCGUUUAUUUUUUAUUUUUAUUGUAUUUUUAUAUUGUAUUUAAGAUCGUGCCUAAUAAAAAAAUGUUAAAAUAAAAAA